AUGCCCAUUCGAGAAAAUUGGAACCUGAAGUACAGUGCGACUUACGUAUUAUGCUUGUUGCGCGAUUCGGGCGUAAAACCGCAAGACACAGUUGGCGCCUCAUUGUCGGUUCUUGCAAGCUCUUCACCUAACCGUCAUCCUACCAACUUGCUAACGGUUCUAGAUACGGAGCCAAAGAGCGGCAUUGAGGAAACACUGCAUGUGUGUGUGAAGCCAUUUCACUUUUCUUACUCACGUGAUGAAUGGCUUCUUGAAUGGUUCGAGUUGAAUCGUCUGCUGGGCGUAAGCCACUUUUACAUGUAUAAUGAAUCGCUGAGUACGCCCGUAGCAUGUUUACUCGACCACUAUCGAAAGCAAGGUCUUGUAACACUACUGCCAUGGAAACUUCCCAUCGUUUCAAAGGUGGAAAUAAGAACGGAGGGCCAGUUUGCCGCGUUUAACGACUGCUUGUACCGUUCGAUGUCGGUGGCGGGCUGGUUGCUGGUGAUCGACGUGGACGAGAUAGUAAUGCCGCGCCGCGAGCGUACGCUGUCAGCGCUGCUCACCGCACUUCGCGCCGCCUACAAUCCGCCUUCGAAAGCACCUUCUGCCUUCUUGUUUAGGAAUGCGUUUUUCUAUUUGCGAUGGGAGGACGAUGUAGAGGCCCCUGCGCCACUAGUUACUGCGCUCAAAACACGAAGAUGGGCCGCGCCGCACGCGUUGAAGAAUCGUAGCAAGUACGCGCUCCGGCCGCGUGAUGCAGUGGAGCUCGGCAAUCACUUUGUGUGGGAGCUCGCACCCGGGGCUAGUUCUGUAGGCGUACCCACCGAUCGCGCACUUCUGCAUCAUUACCGGAUCGCCUGCGAGUAUGGCGGUUUACAAUGUCUGACGGUGCCUUCGACAGUGGACCGCACGUCUCACCGCUGGUCCGAUGAGCUACUCAAACGCGUUAAUGCAGAAAAGGAGAAAUAUUCAAGGACAUGUCACAUAUAA
Messenger RNA from Parnassius apollo (apollo), 972 nucleotides. NCBI's taxonomy places the organism in Eukaryota, Metazoa, Arthropoda, Insecta, Lepidoptera, Papilionidae. The record is from the annotation of a GenBank genome assembly.